AUGCGGAUUGUUGCCUUGUGGCCGUAUGACUUCGAUAGACAUCUUGCUGUGAGGAUCCAGAAACGCUAUCAUAUAUCGUUUAUGUUGAACGUGCUUUACUACCUUUUCUGGCAAUUCAUCUGCCUACACAUCGCCAUAUUCCACAUCAAAACCGUCCUAAACAGUGUGGAUAAUCUGGACAAUCUGUUCCUGGUGAUGGUGAAUGCCAUUAUCUACUGUUUGAUGCCAUUUGUAAAUGCGUACUUUCGGCUUUGCUAUAGUAAGAAUAUCGAGCUUAUUACUCUGCUCAAGUGUAAGUUCAAGCAACGGUCAGCAGCCGGCCUAACGUACGUCAAGUUCGACUCAUCGAGACGUUAUUUCAUACGGCUGUUCAAAGCUUGGAUUAUAACUUGUAUUCUUGGAGCACUGCAUUGGGCAGUUUUACCGAUUCUUCAAUAUGAGAGGAUGCUGCCUCUACAGUGUUGGUAUCCUUUUGAUAUUAAUCGUUCUCCUGCUUACGAGUUGGCAUACCUGGGACAGGUUCUUGGCCAGCUCCAGGUGGGGAUCGUAUACGGAAUUGCAGGAACAUUGCAAAUGAUGUACAUUUUUACAGUUUGUGGACAGUACGACAUACUUUCCUGUAGUUUGAGCAAUAUUUAUUACACUGCGAUGAUCAACGACUCACGUAAGCAGAUUAAGCUGUCCGAAUUACAAGCUUUCCAGAAGGACAUUUUACGAGAACCGAAAAAUUAUUACAUCAAAGAAGUGUUUUUGGAAGAAUUAGCCAAGGCACCAGUCUCGACCAUUAAGAAGCUGGCUCCUAUAUCAGUAAAGCAUCAAUACUUAGAUUUCCUUCAAGAUGAGUUGGCCACAGCGUUUGAUGAGUGCAUAGAUCACCAUGUCUUGUUGAUGAACUUUUGCCGUCUGUUGGAAGAUUGCGCUCAUCCCUUCAUAAUGAUGAAGCUUGCACAGAUGUUGUGUUUACUUUGUUUGACCUCAUAUAUGGCAACCGUUGUAUGUAACUUAUUCGAAUCUUUUUGGACAAAUCUUUAAUAUUUUUGUUUUUCUUCCAAUCAGGAGAGUCUGAGUGCAAUGAAGUUGAUCAAUAUUGUAGAGUACUUCAUGCUAACGAUGGUUGAGCUCUUUUCGUUUUGUUAUUUGGGAGAAACCUUGCAAAAUCAGAGUGUGAAAGUGAGUGAUGCUUUAAUGACGUCCAACUGGUACAACGGCGGUGCUCAGUUUCGUCAAAGAGUAAUAAUUCUUAUAAUGGCUUCACAGAAACCAAAAAAGUUGACCGCCCUUAAGCUAUUUGAUUUGGACUUUGUGACGUAUGUUUCGGUAUUGAAGGCCGCUUUUUCAUAUUACACGUUGCUGAAAAAUUUGCAAAACUGA
Messenger RNA from Armigeres subalbatus, 1371 nucleotides. RefSeq names its product odorant receptor 83a (gene Or83a). Gene Ontology annotation, molecular function: odorant binding; olfactory receptor activity. Gene Ontology annotation, cellular component: plasma membrane. The record is from RefSeq and is a predicted model, not a curated record. The transcript is spliced from 3 exons. NCBI's taxonomy places the organism in Eukaryota, Metazoa, Arthropoda, Insecta, Diptera, Culicidae. Gene Ontology annotation, biological process: detection of chemical stimulus involved in sensory perception of smell; sensory perception of smell.